Messenger RNA from Gigantopelta aegis, 1709 nucleotides. Its product is annotated as tubulin beta chain-like. The record is from RefSeq and is a predicted model, not a curated record. Gene Ontology annotation, biological process: mitotic cell cycle; microtubule cytoskeleton organization. The transcript is spliced from 4 exons. Gene Ontology annotation, molecular function: GTPase activity; GTP binding; structural constituent of cytoskeleton. Bases 46 to 1386 code for a protein of 446 amino acids. Gene Ontology annotation, cellular component: cytoplasm; microtubule. NCBI's taxonomy places the organism in Eukaryota, Metazoa, Mollusca, Gastropoda, Neomphalida, Peltospiridae.
UGUGUACUAACUGUGAACUUACGACUACUGCAAACACCAUUCAAAAUGAGGGAAAUCGUACAUAUGCAAGCCGGACAGUGCGGAAACCAGAUCGGAGCCAAGUUCUGGGAAGUGAUCUCCGACGAGCACGGCAUCGACCCAACCGGCACCUACCACGGCGACUCCGACCUCCAGUUGGAGAGAAUCAACGUCUACUACAAUGAAGCUACAGGUGGCAAAUAUGUUCCCCGUGCUGUGUUGGUCGAUUUGGAGCCCGGAACUAUGGACUCCGUGAGAUCCGGACCUUUCGGUCAGAUCUUCAGACCAGACAACUUCGUGUUCGGUCAGAGCGGUGCUGGCAACAACUGGGCCAAAGGUCAUUACACAGAGGGCGCUGAACUCGUAGACUCAGUUCUGGAUGUUGUACGAAAGGAGUCGGAGAGUUGUGACUGCCUGCAGGGAUUCCAGCUGACACACUCGUUAGGUGGCGGCACUGGUUCCGGUAUGGGUACCCUGCUCAUCAGCAAGAUCCGCGAAGAGUACCCAGACAGAAUCAUGAACACAUUCUCAGUCGUCCCAUCACCAAAGGUAUCAGACACAGUGGUUGAGCCCUACAACGCUACCCUUUCAGUCCAUCAGCUGGUUGAGAACACAGACGAGACAUACUGUAUCGACAACGAGGCUCUGUAUGACAUCUGCUUCCGUACCCUGAAACUCACCACCCCAACCUACGGUGACUUGAACCAUCUGGUGUCUGCUACCAUGUCCGGAGUCACAACCUGUCUCAGAUUCCCUGGUCAACUGAACGCCGAUCUUCGCAAACUGGCAGUCAACAUGGUUCCAUUCCCACGUCUCCACUUCUUCAUGCCAGGCUUUGCCCCACUUACCUCCCGUGGAAGCCAGCAGUAUCGUGCCCUGACAGUUCCUGAGCUCACCCAGCAGAUGUUUGAUGCCAAGAACAUGAUGGCUGCCUGUGAUCCACGUCAUGGUCGCUAUCUCACUGUUGCCGCCAUCUUCCGUGGCCGCAUGUCCAUGAAGGAGGUUGAUGAACAGAUGUUGAACGUCCAGAACAAGAACAGCAGCUACUUCGUCGAAUGGAUCCCCAACAACGUGAAAACAGCCGUCUGCGACAUCCCACCACGUGGUCUCAAGAUGUCUGGUACAUUUAUUGGUAACAGCACCGCCAUCCAGGAGCUGUUCAAGCGAAUCUCCGAGCAGUUCACCGCCAUGUUCAGGCGAAAGGCUUUCCUCCACUGGUACACCGGUGAGGGUAUGGAUGAGAUGGAGUUCACUGAGGCAGAGUCCAACAUGAACGACUUGGUCUCUGAGUACCAACAGUACCAGGAUGCUACCGCUGAGGAGGAGGGAGAGUUUGAUGAGGAGGAAGGAGAGGCAGAAGAGGCAUAAUAAGCCAGGCUAAAUCCUACCAGUAUCAAUUCAGAACACAACUCAUUUGGAUCCUAACAAACCUACUCUAAUUCACCAUGUGUCGUGCAGUCGAAGAGAACUUGAAACGAACAGUCAGUGUUUCACUGAGAUAAAAACAAAAUCCAUUAUUUAUUUAUUAUACACAUUUAUAUCAUAUUCUGUUUAUAUUUGUUUAUUUAUUUAUUUAUUUAUUUAUUAAUCUAUCUAUCUAUUUAUCUAUCUAUUUAUAACCUAUUUAUUAAGCUAUUUAUUUGCAUCUGUCUAUAACAAUGAAUUGUAUUCUGAAUAAACAUACAUUGCCA